Molecule: messenger RNA, 1940 nt
Organism: Gossypium arboreum
Lineage: Eukaryota; Viridiplantae; Streptophyta; Magnoliopsida; Malvales; Malvaceae
Product: protein TIC 56, chloroplastic
Exons: 5
Coding region: 190-1719 (509 amino acids)
Source: RefSeq, a predicted model, not a curated record
AGCUUUAUGGAUAAAGUACACUCUUCACUCUCUCCCCUUUUCACGUGAUUCUGGAAAACACACUCAAACUCGUUAGCUCCUCCAAGUUUCUACAUGAACUUGUACAGUCACUCUUGAACUUCAUCAAUAUCAUAAAACCCCCUGUAUGGGAAAGUAAAAACGUUCUCAAAAAGCUGUUACCUUUUCCCAAUGGCUUCAAUCAAAUUCGAUCCCUUCGAAAGCUGGUUCAGGAAACCUCAAAACCCAAUCCAACCCAUCAACCUUCUCUCACUAACUCAAUCAUUCCUCCCCACAACAUCCUCAAACUCUCCGAAUUUCGCUUCUAUAAGCUCUUCUGGUCUCUUCAGAAAAAAACCCAAGAAACCUGACCCGGAUUCCGACAAGCCCGGGCCUUACAAGCAGAUGGUGGACCAGUUCUUUUGGGAAUGUGAGAACCUCCCAGAUUACAGACACACGCCUGAAGUCGAAAAAAUUUUGAAUGAAGACCCUUUUUUCGAGAACAAAGAGAACCCAACCGAGGAGGAAAUUAAAGAGAAUGAAAAGUGGUGGCAAGACUUUAGAGCAAGUCCUGUGGUUCAGUUUUUGGCAAGAGCUGAGGAAAUUGCUGAUGAAAUCAAUAGGAUAGAGCUUAAAGAAAAUGAAGAACCGUUUAGAAAGGAAGAUAAGAAGCUGUGGCAAGCGGUUCCGCAUGUGAUUGGUUUGGACGGCCGGCCUAUGCCUCGAAAAGCUAUCAAAACCAGGGAAGAGAGUGAUGAUAAGUUCUGGGAUUUCACUAAGCAGUUCUUUUUUGGUCUCUGGGGUUUUCGCCAGAGGCCUUAUCCACCAGGUCGACCCAUUGAUGUUGCUCAAGCUAUCGGGUAUAAGCGGCUCGAGAAACGUUACUAUGACUUUAUCAUGAGGAGUGGAGGCUGGUACUACAAAGAUCGUUUGGGCCGUACCCGAGGUCCUUGUGAGUUAAUAACCCUGAAAACAGCUUGGGGUGGUGGGAUUAUUGAUAAACACACUUUUAUUUGGGGAGAGGAUAUGGAUGAAUGGGCACCAAUUCAUAUGGUUUAUGGCUUGGAACCUGCAAUAGCCACUUGGGAAGUUAGGCUAGGUGCGGCAGCAACAGCUUUCCUUCAUAAACUUCAGAAAGGUAUACCUCCCUGGGUUCCCCUUAAAGGGCACGAGGAGAAAACUUAUAAACAGCUUCAAGAAGAAGCGAUAGAGAGCAAAAGACGUGAUUUGGCUGUCCUAAAAGCUAAUGAUGGCAUAUGGCCCGGAGUUAGAAUUCCUAGCCAUGCUCUAUUUCUUUGGGCUAGCGGCUCUGAAAUGACAACUCUUUUGGAAUCUGAUCAUAUGCCAAACAAAUACAUUUCAAAAGAUCUUCGGCACAAAUUGGCCAAAGUUAUCCCCGGAUUAAGGCCGUGGGAGGUUUUAAGUGUUGAGCAAGCAAUGGAUGAUAUCACAUAUAGCGGAGAGUGGUAUCGUGAACCUCUUGGUACCUACACAACCGGUCCCCCUUACAUUAGACAUUGGAACAAGGAUGUCAAGAGAAUAUUCCGAAUCUUUUAUAACCUUAGCAGCCAAGUGUAUAACAAAUUGGAGAGGACAAUUCCCGGUUUCAAUGCAAUAAUGGAGAAAGUACAGGCUGAUGCUAAUGCAAGGGAGAGAAGACGGAAGGAGAAAAGGGAAGCACAAAAGAAAGUCGAGGAUGCAGCCAUAUAUAAUCCAAGAUAAGCAAUACACCAUCGGCUGUAUGUACAUAUUUGAAACAAGAUGGUUUUUCUUUCUUGUAGAAAGGGUACACAUGUUUUGUCGAUGCAUCAAUGUCGAGAUACCGAUGAAUCGAAGUUGUGUUUUAGUAUGUUUGCUUCGUUGUAGUGCUUUGUUUCUUGUUGAAGAAUGAUGCACGAUAUUUCUUCCGGAUAGGAGUAUAGAAUUAAUUUAUUGCUGCCAAA